Molecule: messenger RNA, 3226 nt
Organism: Saitoella complicata NRRL Y-17804
Lineage: Eukaryota; Fungi; Ascomycota; Saitoellomycetes; Saitoellales; Saitoellaceae
Product: 2-oxoglutarate dehydrogenase, E1 component
Exons: 1
Coding region: 143-3226 (1027 amino acids)
Biological process (GO): tricarboxylic acid cycle
Cellular component (GO): oxoglutarate dehydrogenase complex; mitochondrion
Molecular function (GO): oxoglutarate dehydrogenase (succinyl-transferring) activity; thiamine pyrophosphate binding
Source: RefSeq, a predicted model, not a curated record
AAAAUGUUCCACUCACCCGUGCAGCUGCCGUCUCGGAGGACCGACCUCAUCGCCAAUCGAGGACCUGCAAUUGUUUCCGAACAACCCACCACUCGCCCCCGAAAAGGGUUGAUACGAUCCCUCUAUACCAAAUACCCUCAUAAUGCUGAGGAACAUCCUCUCACAAUCAUCGAGACUGCGAGCACGGUCCGGCCAGGCCGUCGCUCGCCAAGGCCUCAACACAUACUCCCUCGCCUCCCGCCGCUCGGCCGCUCCCUCCAUCAUCUCCUCUCGCUCCUACGCUUCCGGCAGCGAUGCUUUCCUCCAGGGUAACUCCGCCAACUAUGUCGAUGAGAUGUACAUGGCAUGGCGCAAGGACCCUUCUUCCGUCCACAUUUCGUGGCAAGUGUACUUCAAGAACAUGGAGACCGAGGGCGUUGAUCCCGCACAGGCAUUCCAGGCACCACCUACUAUCGUGCCAGGAAACGUGCCUACACCUGCUGGUGGUGUUCCCAGCAUCGUCCCCGGCGCCGGUAUUACCGGUGCCAGCUCCGAGGUUACUGACCACUUGAAGGUGCAGCUCCUCGUCCGUGCUUACCAGGUUCGCGGUCACCACAAGGCAAAGAUCGACCCCCUCGGUAUCAAGGACACCGCUGACCUCGCUGCCGGCACCCCCGUCGAGUUGAAGUUGGAGCACUAUGGAUGGACCGAGAAGGACCUCGAGAAGGAGUUCACCCUUGGCCCGGGUAUCUUGCCUCGUUUCGCGCGUGACGGCGGAAAGGAGAAGAUGAAGUUGAAGGAGAUUAUCGCCGCUUGCGAGAAGAUCUACUCUGGUGCCUACGGUAUCGAAUACGUCCACAUCCCCGACCGUACCCGCUGCGACUGGAUCCGCGAGCGCGUCGAGGUCCCCAAACCCUACCAGUUUUCCAAGGAUGAGAAGAGACGUAUCUUGGACCGUUUGAUCUGGUCUGACUCUUUCGAGAGGUUCUUGGCCUCCAAGUACCCUAACGACAAGCGUUUCGGUUUGGAGGGUGGUGAGACCCUUAUCCCCGGUAUGAAGGCGUUGAUCGACACUUCUGUCGACCAGGGUAUCCGUUCCAUUGUCAUCGGUAUGCCUCACCGUGGUCGCUUGAACGUCCUCUCCAACGUCGUCCGUAAGCCCAACGAGUCCAUCUUCUCUGAGUUUGCCGGUACCCAGGAGCCUUCUGACGAGGGAUCUGGUGACGUCAAGUACCACUUGGGUAUGAACUACGAGCGCCCCACUCCCUCCGGAAAGCGUGUCUCCCUCUCCUUGGUCGCUAACCCCUCCCACUUGGAGGCGGAGGACCCCGUCGUCUUGGGUAAGACCCGUGCCAUCCAGCACUUCUCCAACGACGAGAAGGACCACCACAAGUCUAUGGGUGUCUUGUUGCACGGUGAUGCUGCUUUCUCUGGACAGGGUGUCGUCUACGAGACCAUGGGUAUGGCUAACUUGCCCGGAUACUCUACCGGUGGUACCAUCCAUAUUGUCGUGAACAACCAGAUUGGUUUCACUACUGACCCCCGUUUCUCGCGUUCCACCCCCUACUGUUCCGACAUCGCCAAGGCUAUCGACGCCCCCGUCUUCCACGUUAACGGAGACGAUGUCGAGGCCGUUACCUACAUCCACAACCUCGCCGCUGAGUGGCGUCAGACCUUCAAGACCGACGUCGUCAUCGACCUCGUCUGUUACCGUAAGCACGGUCACAACGAGACUGACCAGCCUAUGUUCACUCAGCCUCGCAUGUACAACACCAUCGCCAAGAAGAAGACCGCGUUGGAGAUCUACACCGCUAAGUUGAUCGAGGAGGGUAGCUUCACCCAGCAGGAUAUCGAUGAGCACAAGCAGUGGGUCUGGAACACCCUCGAGGAGAGCUUCAAGAAGGCACCAGAAUACGAACCUACUGCCCGUGAGUGGUUGACUGCUGCAUGGAAUGGCUUUGCCUCCCCCAAGACUUUGGCUACCGAGAUCUUGCCUCACUUGCCUACUGCUGUUGACGAGAAGGUGUUGAAGGAGAUUGGUCGUGUCGUUUCUUCCGUGCCUGAGGGAUUCACCCUCCACAAGAACUUGGCCCGUAUCUUGAAGCAGCGUGGAAAGUCCGUCGAGGAUGGUAAGGGUAUCGACAUGGCUACCGGUGAGGCUUUGGCUUUCGGUUCGUUGUUGAAGGAGGGUACCCACGUCCGUGUUUCCGGACAGGAUGUCGAGCGUGGUACGUUCUCUCAGCGUCACGCCGUUCUUCACGACCAGCAGAACGAGGGUACUCACGUUCCUCUGCAGGCUUUGGACGCGGAGCAGGCUUCGUUCGUCAUCUCUAACUCUCACUUGUCCGAGUACGGUGUCCUCGGUUUCGAGUACGGUUACUCCUUGACAUCUCCCCAUGCUUUGGUCAUGUGGGAGGCUCAGUUCGGUGACUUCGCCAACACUGCUCAGGUCAUUAUCGAUCAGUUCAUCGCUUCCGCUGAAACUAAGUGGCUCCAGCGUUCUGGUUUGAUUAUGUCCCUUCCCCACGGAUACGAUGGUCAGGGUCCUGAGCACUCUUCCGGACGUAUGGAGCGUUACUUGCAGUUGUGUAACGAGGACCCCCGUGUCUACCCCUCCCCCGAAAAGUUGCAGCGUCAGCACCAGGACUGCAACAUGCAGAUCGUCUACCCUACCACUCCGGCCAACAUGUUCCACACCCUCCGUCGCCAGAUUCACCGCGAAUUCCGCAAGCCUUUGAUCUUGUUCUUUUCUAAGGCCUUGUUGAGACAUCCUCUCGCCAGGUCUGACUUGGAGGAGUUCACUGGUGAGUCGCACUUCCAGCGCGUCUUGCCUGAUCCUGGACACAAGGACGGUACCCUCAAGCCCGAAUCCGAGUGCAAGCGUGUCGUUCUCUGUUCUGGUCAGGUCUUCGCUGCCCUCCACAAGGCUCGCGAGACUGGCAAGUUGGAUGACGUCGCUAUUGUCCGUGUCGAGCAGUUGCACCCCUUCCCCUUCGCCGUCUUGAAGGACAUCCUCGAAAAAUACACCAACUUGCAGGAUCUCGUCUGGUGUCAAGAGGAGCCUCUCAACGCUGGUGCAUGGUCUUUCGUGCAGCCUCGUUUGCACACCUUGAUGCAGGAGAUGGGUAAGAAGGAUUUGGUGGCCAGGUACGCCGGUCGUGCACCAAGUGCUUCCGUUGCUACUGGAAACAAGUUGCAGCACAAGCAGGAGGAGCAGAACUUGUUGAAGGAUGCUUUGCAGCUGUAG